AUGGCGACAGGGAGACACUCCGUGUGCCUCCCAACCUGGAACCCACCUGGACCUCCACCCAGCUCCGUGUCCUUAAAGAGUAACCUGUCUGCAGAUCGUCCCAUUAAUUUUAACGUCUGUGCUGCAGAGAGACUGACUGAAGUCCACAAGCAGAUGAUGAUGGAGGAAGAGGAGGACAGAGCAGAGUUUGCAGGAUCCAGCUUUACAUCUAUGAGGAGUGACCUGUCCCAAGGUCGACCUCCCGCCUUCAGUGCUAAACCUGGACUAACGAGAGGUCAGAGGUCACAGUCUGCAGGGUCCAGCUGUCCAUCUGUGAGGAGUGACGUGUCCAAAGAUGAACCUCCACACUUCAGUGGUGAACCUGGACCAACGAGUAUUCUGUUCCAGCUGCUGGAGAAGAACAUCAUCACUUUUGUGAAGAACGAGCUGAAGAAGAUCCAGAAGGUUCUGAGUCCAGAUUACCCAGAAUGCUUAGAGAGUCAGAGGAGCAGCAGCAGAAAGGCAUUUGUGAAGAUCACACUGGACUUCCUGAGGAGAAUGAAGCAGGAGGAGCUGGCUGACCGUCUGCAGAGACAACUUCAUGCUGCAGUUUGUCAUCGUAACCUUAAAUCCACCGUGAAGAAGAAGUUCCAGUGUGUGUUUGAGGGCAUCGCUAAAGCAGGAAACCCAACCCUUCUGAAUCAGAUCUACACAGAGCUCUACAUCACAGAGGGAGGCACUGCAGAGGUCAAUGAUGAACAUGAGGUCAGACAGAUUGAAACAGCAUCCAGGAAACCAGACAGACCAGAAACAACAAUCAGACAAGAAGACAUCUUUAAAGCCUCGCCUGGAAGAGAUGAACCAAUCAGAACAGUGCUGACAAAGGGAGUGGCUGGCAUUGGGAAAACAGUCUUAACACAGAAAUACAGCCUGGACUGGGCUGAAGACAAAGCUAACCAGCACAUCCAGUUCAUAUUUCCAUUCACUUUCAGAGAGCUGAAUGUGCUGAAAGAGGAAAAGUUCAGCUUGGUGGAACUUGUUCAUCACUUCUUUACUGAAACCAAAGAAGCAGGAAUCUGCAGCUUUGAAGACUUCCAGGUUGUGUUCAUCUUUGAUGGUCUGGAUGAGUGUCGACUUCCUCUGGACUUCCACAAAACUACAAUCCUAACUGACCCUAGAAAGUCCACCUCAGUGGAUGUCCUGCUGAUAAACCUCAUCAGGGGGGAACUGCUUCCCUCUGCUCGCCUCUGGAUAACCACACGACCUGCAGCAGCCAAUCAGAUCCCUCCUAAAUGUGUUGGCAUGGUGACAGAGGUCAGAGGGUUCACUGACCCACAGAAGGAGGAGUACUUCAGGAAGAGAUUCAGAGAUAAGAAGCAGACCAGCAGGAUCAUCUCCCACAUCAAGACCUCACGAAGCCUCCACAUCAUGUGCCACAUCCCAGUCUUCUGCUGGAUCACUGCUACAGUUCUGGAGGAUGUGCUGGAAACCAGAGAGGGAGGACAGCUGCCCAAGACCCUGACUGAGAUGUACAUCCACUUCCUGGUGGUUCAGGCCAAAGUGAAGAAGGUCAAGUAUGAUGGAGGAGCUGAGACAGAUCCACACUGGAGUCCAGAGAGCAGGGAGAUGAUUGAGUCUCUGGGAAACCUGGCUUUUGACCAGCUGCAGAAAGGAAACCUGAUCUUCUAUGAAUCAGACCUGACAGAGUGUGACAUCGAUAUCACAGCAGCCUCAGUGUACUCAGGAGUGUUCACACAGAUCUUUAAAGAGGAGAGAGGACUGUACCAGGACACUGUGUUCUGCUUCAUCCAUCUGAGUGUUCAGGAGUUUCUGGCUGCUCUUCAUGUCCAUCUGACCUUCAUCAACUCUGGACUCAAUCUGCUGGAAGAGGAACAAACAACCUCGAUGUUGCCUAAAUUAUUUAACAAACCAAAACUCCAAUCUCUCCAUCAGAGUGCUGUGAACAAGGCCUUACAAAGUCCAAAUGGACACCUGGACUUGUUCCUCCGCUUCCUCCUGGGUCUUUCACUGCAGACCAAUCAGACUCUCCUACGAGGCCUGCUGACACAGACAGGAAGUAGCUCACAGACCAAUCGGGAAACAGUCCAGUACAUCAAGAAGAAGCUCAAUGAGAGUCUGUCUGCAGAGAAAAGCAUCAAUCUGUUCCACUGUCUGAAUGAACUCAAUGAUCGUUCUCUAGUGGAGGAGAUCCAACAGUCCCUGAGAUCAGGAAGUCUCUCCACAGAUAAACUGUCUCCUGCUCAGUGGUCAGCUCUGGUCUUCAUCUUACUUUCCUCAGAAAAAGAUCUGGAUGUGUUUGACCUGAAGAAAUAUUCUGCUUCAGAGGAAGCUCUUCUGAGGCUGCUGCCAGUGGUCAAAGCCUCCAACAAAGCUACACUGAGUGGCUGUAACCUCUCAGAGAAAAGCUGUGAUGCUCUGUCCUCAGUUAUCAACUCCCAGUCCUCUAGUCUGAAAGAGCUGGACCUGAGUAACAACGACCUGCAUGAUUCAGGAGUGAAGCUUCUGUCUGCUGCACUGCAGAGUCCACAUUGUACACUGGAAACUCUCAGAUUGAGUGGCUGUGGUUUGUCAGAGAUCAGCUGUGAUUAUCUGGCAGCAGCGCUUAAGUCCAACCCCUCAUAUCCCAGAGUGCUGGACCUGAGUGGAGACUACAACAACCUGCAGGAUUCAGGAAUGAAGCAGCUGUGUGUUCUUCUGGAGAAUCCACGAUGUCGAUUUGAAACUCUGAGACUAAGUCACUGUGACCUGUCAGAGAGAAGCUGUGAAGCUCUGGCCUCAGUUCUCAGGUCUCAGACCUCUAAUCUGAGACAGCUGGACCUGAGUAACAAUAACCUGAAGGAUUCAGGCGUGAAGCUUCUGUCUGAAGGACUGAAGAGUCCACACUGUACACUGGAAACUCUCAGUCUGUCGGGCUGUCUGAUCGCAGAGGAAGGCUGUACUUCUCUGGCCUCAGCUCUGAGCUCCAACCCCGCCCAUCUGAGAGAGCUGGACCUGAGCUACAAUCAUCCAGGAGACUCAGGAAUGAAGCUGCUGUCGGCUGGACUGAAGGAUCCAGGCUGGAGGCUAGACACUCUCAGCCGGAACAUGACAGUAGAACGCGACCAGACAAUGGACCCAGCAACUCACAACCCCUCCGCUGAGCUCCGCGAGGAUUUGAUUUACACGGUACAGUAUCACUGUCAGGAGUGGGCAGCGCUGCCAGGUGAGGAGUAUCGGGAGACAAUAGCCAUCCGUUUACAGAGGAUGGUGUCCGGACUCCCAUGGCUAUUCGGCGCGCUACACCCCCUCAUUCAGGACUUCCUCGUCUCCACCGUACGUAUCCGCCCAGAGCUGCCUCUCCAGUAUGAAGAGUCGGAGGAUGUUCAGCCCGGUCCGCUGGAGGAUUCGCGGCCCGGCUCGUUUCCUCCCCCUUCUCGGCGAAAACGGCGUUCACGCCGCCGUCGCUCCCGUACAGCCAAGCAGGCUGCACCCGUGGGAGAGAGUGACUGUGCUUCACACACUCAGCCCAAGCCUUCUGAUCCCGGACUUCACGACUUAUGCACUACUACUGCUAACUAUAAGAUGGACAGCUUAAGAACAGCAGAGUUGCUGAAAUCAGCCUGCCAUAAGUGUCUGAUUGCUAGUGCAGUGUUCAGCACCAUUAACCUCAUUUACCCAGUGACUGUAACUGUUCCUGUGCGUCGCUCUCCACCUCCAGUUCCUGUACCCAGGGCAGCUCGGGCCCAGCUUUCCCUUGCACCUGUAUCAGUUCCUCGGGUGAGGGUGGCUGAGGUCCAGCUGGUCCCUGCUUCUGUCUCCAGCCUGGCAGAGGCUCCGUUCAUCCCGGCACCCGUACCUGCUCCUCGGGUGGGGUUGAUGGACACCCAGCCAUUGCCAGCACCUGUUCCGGUUCCCCGGGUGAGGUCAGCUGUGACCCUGCCAACUCCUGCACCUGUCUCAGUUUCUCGGGUGGGAGCAGCAGAGGUCCAGCUAUCCCCUGCACCUACACCGGCCCCCAGGGUAAAGGCAGCCAGAGCCCAGCUCGUCCCUGCACCCGUCUCUGUUCCUCGGGUGGGGAUGACUGGUGUUCGGCCAGGCCCAGUACCCGUUCCUGUUCCCCGGAGGAGAGCAGCCAAGAGUCUGAUACCUGCUCAGUCAUCCGCUCUGUUACCACCUCAGUUUCACGCACCAUUACCUGUUCAGUUAUCAGCUCAGUCAUUAUCCGCUCUGUCAUUAACUCUGUCACCAGCUCAGUUAGUAGCUCUGCAACCCGUUCAGUUACUGCCAUCCUCUGCUAGAAGCUCUUGUGAGCCCACUCAGCCAGCUGAGGACUGCGUGGUGCUGACACUUCUUGGACAGACUGUUUGCCCCGCACAGCCCCAGCCGUUGCAUCCCAAGCCGACUGUGUGCCCUGUGCAGCUACAGUUAGCGUCCACUGAGCCAGAGGUCUCCGCACCUGCUGGCUCUGCAUCUGUUCUCGCUGGGGGUUCAGGAGGACCCCUCCAGCACUUCCUCGUCUCCGCUGGCGGCUCAGGUCAGCCCGGCCAGCACUUCCUCGUCUCCGCUGGCGGCUCAGCCGCUCUUCGUCUCCGCUGGGGGUUCAGGAGAACCUCUCCAGCCGCUCUUCGUCUCCGGUGGAGGGUCCAAUUCGCCGUCGCCUGGUCCAGCCUCUGCAUCCGCCUCUGCAUCGGCUUCGCCGUCGCCUGGUCCAGCCUCUGCAUCCGCCUCUGCAUCGGCUUCGCCGUCGCCUGGUCCAGCCUCUGCAUCCGCCUCUGCAUCGGCUUCGCCGUCGCCUGGUCCAGCCUCUGCAUCCGCCCCUGCAUCGGCUCCGCCCACGCCUGGUCCAGCUCCGGCCUCUGCUUCUGCUACGCCUGGUCCAGCUCCGGCCUCUGCUUCUGCUACGCCUGGUCCAGCUCCGGCCUCUGCUCCUGCUUCUGCCAGGCCACCGCCUCGUCCACGUCCGGCUCAGCCUGCUAG
Molecule: messenger RNA, 4956 nt
Organism: Pelmatolapia mariae (spotted tilapia)
Lineage: Eukaryota; Metazoa; Chordata; Actinopteri; Cichliformes; Cichlidae
Exons: 13
Coding region: 1-4956 (1651 amino acids)
Biological process (GO): intracellular signal transduction
Molecular function (GO): protein binding
Source: RefSeq, a predicted model, not a curated record